AUGAUCUACAACUCUCCAGUUGACAAUAUUUUGAAGCGAUUGUCGGUUCACGAGUUAUAGUCCUCGAAAGAUGUGGUCCUUCUCGUGCACUCCUCCACCCGUCUAUUCCUCUUCUAUCUCGUCGACCUCUUCGUUUCUCUGCCUCAUUCCUCUCGCCCCCCGCACCUUGUUUCCCAUCAAAACUGCCUUGUCCCAACGAUUUCAACAAUGAUGGAAAUGAUAGAAGAACUGGGGCAAAAUGAGAUGCGAAAAGACUACUUUACACGUUUGUUCGAGCGAAUGGGCACCCUCAAAACUCGGCAAUCGUUUCAAUUUCACGAUUUCCACUGGUACAGUUGUCAACGCAUUCGGCUCGAAUCGAUUAUUUUUUUCUGGUCGCUGUUGCAGGGACGUCUCUUUCGCGUUUUCGGAGCGACACGGCGUUCCGGCUGUGGAUUUCAAGUUGGAGUGCCAAAAUAUUCCGCAUGACGUGUCGGUGACAACAGGAAUUUCGUUCCGAAAUUGUAUAACGGGCCGCAAAGAGCGCUUCUUUUUCGUUUUUGAUGCGCAGCGGAACACGUAUUGCUACCGCCGAAUCGCCACGUUAGUUCAAUUCUUCAGUUUUCUCAGUCCAACCAUAAGCAUCUCACGGUCUCCAGAGCUGACAAUAUGGGCGUGGCCUCGGCCAAAUAGCAUUUUCAUGAAUUGAGCAGGUUUUCUCUGAUUUUUGUCGUCAAAGGCGAUGAAAAAUGAUUGUUCGACAUGAAAACACACUAAUUCUCAGAAUUAAUUACGUUUUGGCGCAUUUUUCGCAGAUUUCGCUUUUUCGCCUUCGCCGCCGAUAGCCGCCUCAAAACCGCGCUUUUCAUUUUGCGCGUUCUUGACCGUUUUCAGACAGAAUUGGUUUUGAGAAUAAUAAAUCACGUAAAUACAAGCAUUUUGAGCGCCCGAAUCGCGAAAAUUACCGGAAAGCAACUGAAAUUCACGCAGUUUUAGCCAAAAACCUUCAAACGGAUAAAUGUGAUUUGCGACUUGACCAAAUUUAACGCUCAUGCGCUUAAAAAAUUCGUAAUAGCCUAUACAAUCGGUCUAUCGAGAGACAAAUGAGAAAUUAUCGGUUUUUCGUGGCUAAUCUGGCAAAAAACACAAAUUUUGCUGUUAAAUUUUGAAUUUCGCGCCAAUGUAUCGCUCUAUUGAGCGGGGCGCACUUGCGCCCAUUGUCAGCUUUGGAGACCGUGAUCUCGUUUUCAGGGGAAUCCGACACGUCCGCGAGGACGGUGUGACCAUUGUCAGCUUCCCGAUCGACCGAUUUCUGAAGGCGGAGGAGGAGGGCGAGGUGUUCGAGUCGGUGGAGCAGAAAAAGUGGCCGUUGUACGUGCCGUUCACCUGGAAAGUGCUCGAAAACGGGGAAGUGGAGGCGGGCGCGAUGAAACGGUGCUUUUACGGGCACGAGUUCCGACUGACGAUCCGCUACCUGCUGAUCAUCGACCACAGCGCGCCGAUCACUCAUUUUCUCGCGAAAUGGCCAAAGUCCGGGGAGCUUGCCGUUCAGGCCGAGGUGACUUUUAUCGAUUGAUGGAAUAGCCACGGUCUCCCAGGGCGCUAAUGCUAAACACAGUGCGCUCGUAAAUUGCGGAGUGUCGUUGUAACUUUUGAAAAUUUGCAGGUCUAAAAAUGCAUUUCAAUUCGAGUUUACGACCUUUAUUUCUUUCUUUUUCACUUGAAAAACGUCUAGAAAACAAUAUUUUACUGAUUGAAAACCGUUCUUUACAGAAUUUAGAGUUUAGCGUCUUUUCGCAUUUCGUCAGCACUUCAAACCUUUCUAUUUCAGCUCAUUUUGCAUUUCAUGAGCCCCACGAACGAUAAAAAUGUUCGCUGAAUCUUUCUUCACUAAAUUCACGUUCCGGCUGUUAGUCUUCUUGAGCAGUUUUCGAAAACUAUUCGAAAAACAUCAAAAUCCUGGCCAAAACCUUCAAAUCGAAAUAACUCGGCUAAUUCUCAACGAUAUGCGAGAUUUCUGUUACCAAAACGUAGCUAGUGCUCUAAUUAUUCGAAUCCAGGUUCCAGGCGUACAAAAAAUAGGUGUAUUGUACAGAAAACAUGGAAAGAACGCGAACUCCCGUUGAAAAUUAAUUAAUCGGCCGCCGCGUAAAUCGACACAGCCCGCCUGUUGCAAGUGCGCCCCAUUGAAAUCAUUCGCGCCGUGGGAGACCGUGAAUAGGCAAUUUUCCCGCCUUUGCUUGUACUUUUGACUAACUUUACGUUUCAGUUCUUCGAACCGGUGUGGCCACAAUUCAAACAAGUGCUAUUGUCCAUGGAUAGAGGAGAAGUUAGCAGAGAGACUCGCGAGAAGCUCACCGAUGUGCUCGGAGUGUACUACCAUCAGUGGCCGUUUCAAGAGAAGAAACUUCUCGAGUUGCAAGAAGUCGCCCUGCGCUUCGGAUUCUAUCGAUUUAUGGAAGGCGUCGGAAUCGGUGGCGACUUUUUGCGAGUGACGGCGUCGAUGCGAACCGCUGAUAUUGGCAGUGAAAGGAGGAAAAAGAGUUCUGAGAACUCCCGGGUCAUCUUCAAUCGCAAAGCCACGUGGAUCGUGCGGAGACUUCCCGAAAUCACAGAGCCCUCGACCAUUUUCAAAGCGUUCGACGAGCAAAGAGAGCGGCAGUUGAAUGUGAGCUUUUACCGUUCGAAACUCCGCGGCAAACAGUUUCUGUCGAUCGGAGCCGUUCUCGUCGGGCUCCUAGACACGUCCUACGACUGCUCACUCCACAUCACACUGAAAAUUGGCGGAAAAUCCGUGGUCCGAGUGGCGCGAAGACGUCUGAAUCAUGUCCAGAACACGUUGGGCAUUCCGGUGUUUUGUGCGAUGGAAGAGUUGAGUAUGGAGGAUGGUCGAGGAUUGGAAUUCGAAGUAAAGAUGCUUGUUCGAGAAGAUGUCAACGAUCAUCUUCCCGGUUUCUAUCAUGAAAUGCCCGGGAUGAACGACGUCAUGCUCAGAAUGGAGGGAAAAGGCAUCGCUGUCAACAAAUAUGUGUGUUUUUACAACUUUUCCACCAGUAAGACCCCCUUUUUCGUCUUUUUCAGUACCUCGGACAUCACGCCGAGUUCUUCCGCACAAUGUUCUUCAAUGAAAAUUUUGGAGAGCACAAAAAAGAGAUUAUCGAUCUGAAAUCGGCGGAUUACGAGGAAACGCUGCAAUUCUUGGAUGCUCUGUAUCAUGGAACCAAAGUUUUCGAAGGUUUUUACAUGCAUAUUUACAAUCCCUACAGCUCCAGAUGUUUCAGAUUCGAGUUAUAGUAAGGUUCUGCGAAAAGCCGACGAAUGGAUUUGCGACAAUGUUGUCGGAAUUGUGGAGAAGGCGAUCAUCAACUGCGCGAAUCCAACUAUUGAAAAAGAGAGAUUGGCGUCCGAGUUCGCGCUUCCGAAGCUUUCCGAGCAUCUGAAAGAGCUGGAAAGAAUCCGGAAUCUUCCGUUAGAACCUCCUGUCAUUUCUUAG
Caenorhabditis sp. 36 PRJEB53466 is the source of this 3472-nucleotide messenger RNA. NCBI's taxonomy places the organism in Eukaryota, Metazoa, Nematoda, Chromadorea, Rhabditida, Rhabditidae. The record is from the annotation of a GenBank genome assembly.